This is a messenger RNA of Parnassius mnemosyne (clouded apollo), 1209 nucleotides long. NCBI's taxonomy places the organism in Eukaryota, Metazoa, Arthropoda, Insecta, Lepidoptera, Papilionidae. The record is from the annotation of a GenBank genome assembly.
AUGAGUGAAAUAAUUUCUAAAGAAUAUGUUACGAGCAUUGUAAAUAAUGUCGCUCUUGCUUGUAAUUUGAAAGACUGGUGUUAUUUAGAAGGAAAAUUGGAUAAUACAGCUCAAAAUUAUUUUGGAGUUCUCAUUCCAGUGGUUAUUGAGGGCGAGGAUAUGAAUGGAAUUAUACAGUUAAAACUUGUGCUAAAAUUAGCACCUACUGAUGAUAGGUAUCGCAUUAGUGGUGCAGUAACUACAAUGUUUGCGAGAGAAAUAUUUGUUUAUUCUGAAGUAUUUCGUAUAUUUGAAGAUUAUCAACAGCAUUUGGAGGCUGAUUCUCAAUACAUUAAACCAAAAUGCUAUUAUGUUUGCCAGGACUACUGCAAAGAAGUGAUUGCAAUGCAAAAUAUGUGUGAAAUUGGAUACAAACCAUUUGUUCACAGUUUGUUCCUUGAUAUUGAUCAUACAAUUGUUUCUUUGAAAAGUCUUGCAAAGUUUCAUGCAUUAUCAUUUAUUUUGAUUUAUAAAGAAGAUGGCAUUUAUGAACAUGUUAAGAAAAUUUGUUUGCCAUUAUCAGAAAAGACAAAUAAAAGAUACAUGGAUAUUUUACUAGAUAGAUUGGACAAAGCAAUAUGCAAGUUUGAAAAUUCUGAUUAUGUGCCAUUAUUAAAGAAUUUAAAACAGAAUUGUCGUACAUAUAUUGAAGCAGCUUAUUUGUCAUCAGAGAAGAAUUGCUUAUGCCAUGGAGAUAUAUGGAAAGAAAAUAUUCUUUUUAAGUAUAAGGAUAAUUUGCCUGUCUCUGCCUGUUUGAUAGACUAUCAAACUGUGAGGUUGUGUAGUCCUGCUUUUGACGUUUUAUAUCUAAUAACAAGCAGUACUAGUAGUGAAUUGAGAAAAGAAUAUUACUCAGCCCUCCUGGAUAUUUACUACAAAACAUUGUUGGAGUUUUUAUAUAAAGCUAAAUUUGACGGACUGAUAACCUAUAGUAACAGUCAAUUUCAUAGUGAUUUAAAAUUGGUAGCACCUGCAUGUUUGAUUGUAGCAAAUACAGCAUUAUGGUUAUGGAAUGGAUUACAAGAGGAAGGGCAUGUAAGAAGUAAACACAUUUGGCACACAGAAAGUGAGAAAGCAAAAGCUGUUGAUCAAUAUAAGGCAGUUAUAAAAGGAAUAAUUGACGAUUUCCAAGUUUAUGGAUAUUUGGCUGUCGUGUCAAGUGGAAGUUGA